CGCUCAUUAAAAGUGAGUCGGACCAUUAUCCCAUUAUGCUACAUCUUCACAACAACAAUAAUGUGAGACAUGCUUCUCCAUUCAAAUUCCUUCGUAUGUGGUCUAAACAUGAUGACUGUGUCAAUGUCGUUAAGCAGGUUUGGAAUUCUUCUAUCUAUGGUUGCCCUAUGUUUAUUUUAUCUCAAAAAUUAAAAACUCUUAAGUCUCACCUUAAGAAUUGGAAUAAUAAUGUGUUUGGUAAUGUGCAUUUAAAAGUUGAAGAAACUGCUACUCAUUUGGAUUUAAUUCAGCAACAUAUUGAUGCUAUUGGUUAUAAUGAUAUUCUGAUGGAGCAGGAAAGAGUUGCUAAGUUGGAGUAUGCUAAGGCUCUUCACUUUGAAGAAGACUUCUGGCAUGAAAAAGCGAGAAUUAAGUGGCAUACUGACGGUGAUCGUAAUACUCAGUAUUUCCAUCAGUUAGCCAAAGUUCGAUAUGCAACUAAGCUUAUUUCUUCUCUCCGUAAUGGUGAUGAUUUGAUAACUAAUGCAAGUGAUAUUGAGAGUCAUGCUCUUACUUGUCUUCCUAGUAUGCAGGAGGUUCACGAUGCUGUUUUUUCUAUGAAUAAAGACGGGGCUCCGGGUCCAGAUGGUUUCGGAGCUAUUUUUUAUCAAACUUAUUGGGACAUAAUUGCGAAUUAUGUGUACAAGGCCGUGUUGCAAUUUUUUUCUAAUGGUUGGAUUCUUCCUAACUAUAACUCUAAUAAUGUGGUUCUUAUUCCUAAGUCUCAUGAAGCAGAUGCUAUUAAUCAAUUUAGGCCUAUUGCUCUUGUUAACUUCAAGUUCAAGAUUAUUUCAAAAAUAUUGGCAGGUCGACUUGCUAUGGUUGCUCCUACCAUCAUUUCUUCCAAUCAAAGAGGCUUCAUUCCAGGGAGACAAAUUUCUGAUUGCAUUUGUUUAACAUCUGAGGCUAUUAACAUGUUAAAUAACAAAACUUUUGGUGGUAAUCUUGCCAUGAAGAUUGAUAUUAGGAAGGCCUUUGACACUUUAGACUGGGACUUUCUCCUAAAAGUGCUUCACACUUUUGGUUUUAGUCCUGUGUUUUGUAAUUGGAUCAAAGUGAUUCUUCAUUCAGCAUGUCUGUCUAUUGUUAUCAACGGCCGGCCGUCUGGUUACUUUACUUGCAGAAGAGGAGUUCGUCAAGGGGAUCCAUUAUCUCCUAUUCUUUUUUGUUUAGCAGAGGAAGUUUUAAGCAGAAGCAUUACAAAGCUUGUUGAAGAUGGAUCUCUUCAGCUUAUUCCUGGAACUCGGGGUAAUUCUGUUCCCUCUCAUAUUCUUUAUGCUGACGAUGUUAUGAUUUUUUGCAGUGGAUCUAUUUCUGCUACCAGAACUAAUAGAAUUGCUGAUAUGUUGGGUUUCUCUAUUGGAACUUUGCCUUUUAUUUAUCUUGGUGUGCCUAUUUUUAAAGGGAAGCCAAAAGCUUGCCAUCUUCAACCGAUUGCGGAUAGAAUUAAAGCUAAAUUAGCUGCUUGGAAAGCCUCUCUUUUAUCCAUUGCAGGCAGAGUUCAGAUUGUUAAGAGUAUUAUCCAUGGAAUGUUGAUCUAUAGUUUCAUGAUAUAUGCUUGGCCUAUUAGUCUGUUGAAAGAUGUUGACAGGUGGAUUAGAAAUUUCAUUUGGAGUGGUAAUGUUGAUCAGCGUAAAUUAGUUACUGUCGCUUGGGAUAAAGUUUGCACUCCCACCAAUGAAGGAGGUCUUAGUCUUCGUUCUUUAAGACAUAUUAAUGAAGCUGCGAAUCUUAAACUGUGCUGGGAGCUAUUUACAUCAUCUAAUCAUUGGGCGUCCCUUCUCAGAGCUAGGGUGAUGCGUAGUUAUGGUAUUAUUGAUUAUCAUAUUUCUUCUUCUAUUUGGUCAGGUAUCAAGCAUCAUAUACCUAGUGUUACUGAUAAUACUUGUUGGCAACUUGGUAAGGGUGACCAGAUUAAUUUCUGGACAGAUUCUUGGGUGGGUGACCCUUUGGUGGACCUUUUGGAUAUCCCUCGCCAUUCUCAUGCUCUAUUACAGGCUAAGGUGGCAAACUUUAUUGCUAAUGAUCAUUGGCUUAUUCCUCACUCUAUUACUUCGAGCUAUCCUAAUUUGGUGCUGUUAUUAAAUUCUGUCACUAUUCCUAUUAGUAAAACUAAUGAUGAGUUAAGAUGGAUUCAUUCUGAUAGCGGGGUCCUUUCAUUUAAAGAUGCUUACUUGUUUCACAGACCUAUAGGGCAACAUAUUCCUUGGGCUAAAAUUAUUUUGUGUGAGGAUAUUCCUCCCUCUAAAUCUUGUUUGAUGUGGAGAAUCAUGCAUAAUAGAUUACCUACAGAUGAUCUUCUCUCUCGUAGAGGUUGUUAUAUUGUCUCCAAAUGCGAUCUUUGUGGGGAGUCUGCUGAAACCAUACAUCAUAUUUUUUGUGAUUGUUGUUUUUCUAAGGAUAUUUGGCAUUGGUUUGCCUCUGUUCUUUCCUUGCACGUUGACACAAGCACUGUUAGUUCUAUUUUUGAUAUUUGUAACAAAAAUUGGAACUCUCAAUGUAAAACUGUUGUUAUUUCUGCAGUUGUUAAUAUUUUUAAUACUAUAUGGUGGUGCAGGAACCAACAUAGAUUUGAGGGAAAAUCUAUUCAUUGGAGAUCUGCGGUCAACUCAAUUAUCUCCAAUGUUUCUUUAUCUGGGAAUUUAUCUAAAAAAGCUUCUUUCAUUUACAUGCAGGAAUUCAUCAUUUUGAAAGCUUUUAAUGUCAAUGUCCAUCACCCCAAAGCACCUGUCAUCAAAGAAGUAUUGUGGCAACCUCCGCUUUAUAAUUGGGUUAAAUGCAACACAGAUGGUUCAGCGUUGGGUAGCCCCGGUCUUGCUUCUUGUGGGGGUAUUUUUAGAGACUAUACUGCUACUUUUCUAGGGGGGUUUUCUAUUAAUAUUGGAAACUCUUACGCCCUUCAUGCUGAACUUAUAGGUGUUAUGAAUGCUAUUGAGAUCGCUCAUUCAAAAGGGUGGAACAAACUUUGGAUUGAAUCAGAUUCACAAUUGGUUAAUUUAGCUUUUAAGUCCGCCCACAUUGUCCCUUGGAAGCUUCGUAAUAGAUGGUUCAAUUGCUUGACGUUGACUAAAACCAUGCAUUUUAGAGCGACUCACAUUUAUCGUGAAGGGAACUGUUGUGCAGAUCGAAUGGCUGCUUUAGGCAUUAAUGUUAAUGGUUUUUACUGGUGGGGCAAUGUUCCGCCGAGUGUUCAAGGAGAUUAUAUUAGUGACAUCUGUGUAAACACUGUCGAUGUUUCGUACCUUUGCAAGCGAAUGAAAGAGUUGGAGUAUCGGUGGUGCCCUAAAGAAUGUUGCGGCAGAGUUGAGAUAAUUGAAGAAGCAGUUAUAAGAGCUGUUGGAGAAGAAGUUCGUUUGACCAAACGUAUCAUCGUGCAGAGCUUCAAUGUUGUUGGUGAAGGAGAAAGAUGGGAAUAA
Molecule: messenger RNA, 3455 nt
Organism: Trifolium pratense (red clover)
Lineage: Eukaryota; Viridiplantae; Streptophyta; Magnoliopsida; Fabales; Fabaceae
Exons: 5
Coding region: 36-3455 (1139 amino acids)
Molecular function (GO): RNA-DNA hybrid ribonuclease activity; nucleic acid binding
Source: RefSeq, a predicted model, not a curated record